Molecule: messenger RNA, 1366 nt
Organism: Magallana angulata
Lineage: Eukaryota; Metazoa; Mollusca; Bivalvia; Ostreida; Ostreidae
Product: green-sensitive opsin-2-like
Exons: 1
Coding region: 134-1084 (316 amino acids)
Biological process (GO): G protein-coupled receptor signaling pathway
Cellular component (GO): plasma membrane
Molecular function (GO): G protein-coupled receptor activity
Source: RefSeq, a predicted model, not a curated record
CUUUAGCUGUGAUAAUCUCAGUAAAGCUUUAUACUGUCAACAAUUAUUAUAGCGUGUUUAACGUGCAUCUGUUGGUUUGUUUACAACAAAAAGUAGUGACCUAGAUUUUUUCAAAAAGUACUUCUUAAUUACCAUGGGAUCUAAGCUCAACUUGACGGAUUCUGAAUGCCUAUUUUUGUGGGAUGAGGCAAGAUUAAAAUUAUUAAUUUCAACUACCGUUUUUCUGCUUCUGUGCGCUGUGGUUGGGGUUUUUGGCAAUGGAGUAGUAAUUUAUGUUUAUGGAUUUCGACUUCCUAGGAAAUAUGAGGGCCGUUAUUUUAUUCCCUUUUUGGCUCUUGCUGAUCUUUUUGCUGUGGUUAUCUCAGUAGAACUUCAUACGGUCAACAAUUUCUUUCCUGUAACUUACAAGAUGGAAACGCUUUGUAAAUGGAAUUUUGUGUGUGGAGUAUUUGCUACCAUUUUUACUUCAGGCAUUCUGCUGAUAAUCGCUGUGCAGCGCUACCUGAAAGUUUGCAAACCUUUUGGAGGGCAGAUGACUUUGUUCUGGAGACGUUUUUCUUUGUGCCUGUCUUUGGUUCUUGCAAGUAUUCUAAUAGUUCCAACAUAUUCCACAUAUGGACUUGAAAAAGUUUACAACAAAGAACUGAACGUAACCGGAACUGCUUGUCAUAGACUGGUCUCCACCACACCAAAUUUGUCUCUAAUCCGCAGCGUCACAUUUACCUUAAUCAUUGUAAUCGGGGGAGUUGUACUUAUUGUUUUGUAUAUUAUGAUAGCAAAAGUCAUAUAUCAAAAAAACAAACAGAACAGGAGAGGUCCCAGCAAGAAAACCACAAAUAUUUCGUUAAUGUUUAUGGUUAUUACAAUAAUAUUUAUUGUAUUAUUCCUAUUUAGAAUGGCCACGUCAAUCUGGGAGAGUAAAACCCCCGGCGUAUGGGAAACUCUGACUGUAGAAGAAUAUGUUGGUAUGAGAGUGUUAGAAAUAGUGUACAUCUUAAACCACGUGUAUAAUCCAUUUGUUUAUGCUUUCAUGGAUGUCAAAUUUAAGGCUGAAAUAAAACGGAUGUGUUUGUGUAAAAAAUAGCGACAUAAGAAAGUUGCGUGGUAUUUUUAAUUUAUAUUGAAAUUUUUAUUCAUGCAUACAAAGAAGUUUAAAUAUAUGAUAGUAAUAUAAAAUGUAACAUUCAAUCUCUUUUUUAAAUAUAAAACAUUGAAAAAAACACAGCAAUAUGUAUAUAAACACUACUCUCCAAAUGAACCAAUAAUUGAGCAUUUAAUUUUUUCUGCUUCGUUUUCUGUGUUUUGUUUUGUUUUUUAAUUGUUGUUUUGCUUGUUUGUUGUUGUUUGUUCUUUAUUAAAUGUAGCA